Messenger RNA from Drosophila santomea, 1745 nucleotides. Its product is annotated as pickpocket protein 19. Gene Ontology annotation, molecular function: ligand-gated sodium channel activity. NCBI's taxonomy places the organism in Eukaryota, Metazoa, Arthropoda, Insecta, Diptera, Drosophilidae. Gene Ontology annotation, cellular component: membrane. The record is from RefSeq and is a predicted model, not a curated record. Bases 1 to 1431 code for a protein of 476 amino acids. Gene Ontology annotation, biological process: sodium ion transmembrane transport. The transcript has 5 exons.
AUGAGUGCCACCGCCUGGAAGCCAGAGCCCUCCUCCGGGGAUAAUGAUGAUGACCACGAGGAAUCCAAGAAGCAGAAGAAGGAGGAGGCAAGCGGAUGGGUUGCCACCAGGCGAUACGCUAGAAUUCCGCUUAAAAUAAUAGCUGCUCUGGUCACUGUGUAUGUGUGCAUGUUGUCCUCGGAGCGCUACUUCUACUACUGGGUGCAGACCUCCAUCGAGAGGACCGAUAUGCAUGUGUCCGAGAUCGACUUCCCAGCCGUGACCAUCAUUCCGAUCCAUAUCCGCAGCCUGCAAGACGGGAAUCUCUCCAAGGCCUACAAUUUGGUUCAGUCCGUGAUCUGGCAAACGCCGAUGUCAGCUCGCCUCACGGAGGACAACUUCACGGAGUUCGACGACUUGGACAGCUGGGACAUGAGCACCUGGAGCAUCUACCAGUCGCUGCAGAUCAGCUGCCAGCAUUUCUUCAUCGAGUGCCAGUGGCGUCGCCAGGCCGUGAAUUGUUGCGAUCUCUUUCGACCCACCAAGACCUUCAAUGGCUACGCCUACGAGUUCAACUCACUGGUCUCCUCAGGCAAGGUGGACACUUGGCCAUGGUCAGUGGCUGCAUCGGGAUCCAAGAGCGGGCUCUAUGUGAAGAUCAAGCGGCAGCAAAGUGUGUAUACGUUGAAUACACUGGGGGUGAUAGUGCACGAGCCCACUCAGUUGCUGGGCAUGAGCAUUGACUACUCCUCGGAGGAUCGCAUUGUGGUGCCGGUGGAACCACUCCGUUUCACUGCCGAAGUGGAGGUUCGUGCCCGUCCUGUGCAAAUGCGUCGUUGUUACUUUGCGAAUGAAAUCCCAGAGGGGCGGUCGCGUUCGGAGUGCAUCUACAAGUGCCACUUUAACUACAUCUUGAGCAAGUGCAAUUGCUCCUUGGAACUGCCAGUGAAGGCCACUUUGGAUGAAGGCAACAUCACGGAUGCCAAGGAAAGCAACGGGCGUAGAAUCUGCGGUGUCAAGGAUCUGUCCUGCUUCAAUAAGUACAAACUUUCCCUCUUCUCCAUGAGCAACAUCAUCGAAGAGUCCCGGGAUAACGUGUUCACCACCGUGGACUGUGGCUGCUUUCCGCAGUGUGAUCACACCCAGUACCACACGUCGACCUACACGGAGAAGCUGAGCACCCACAGCACCCAUGGCUCGGAGAUCGAGAUAGAUGUGUACUUCCAGGAGGAGACCCUAUUCUCCUACCGCUCCGUGCUCCGUUUCACCCUGAUCGACUUGAUGGGUGAGUCUGGCAUCAAUCACAUGCGCGUUGAAAUGUAUCCUCCUCCUUAUUUACUUGUAGUUUCCUUUGGCGGAAUAGCUGGCUUGAUUAUGGGCAUCUCGGUGCUGGGCUGCUUCAACAAGAUCUUGGAUCACUUCGCUUGUUGUCGUCCACCCCCAGGUUUCUAGGUGCAAAGCCGCAUCAGGAAAUCCCAGCUGGGUUCUUACGUUCCCAGACUUACCUGUAAUCCAAGAUCACCUGGUUCCUGGGAUGCGCACAUAAACAACUCGAGAACACAAAACGCAUUCGGAGAACUACCUGCUCGAGCAGUGGAAAAUUUUCAGGUGCAGCCCCAGCCAGACAUAACAAAACUAUAGGCUUUCUUCACGUGCACUCAGAAUAAAAGGAAUGAAAUAAAAAUGCUGUUUUUAAAUCCCAGAAAUGCACGUUGACUCUUAAUGUUUAGCAAAGUGUAGCUUGGAACUUUGCCAGUAAAUUCUUG